AGACUCCGGUUACCCGGAUGUAGUCUGUGUCUCUCGGCUUCCUCAGAGCUCCGUCUUCGAGUAGCUCGUGUAGCGAAUAGUUUUAUUUGAAUUUAUUUUACAGCAAAAUGGUUUUAACGCGCCGAUAAUUCUCCAGAGAGAAACUAAAGGAAUGAGUUUAUCAGAAGAGCAACGUCAUCUACAGGUUUAACCCUGCAGUCUACAGCGAUGGCCCACUCGGACAGAGAGCAGGACCUUCGGGUGGUCCUACUUGGGAAAGUAGGUGCAGGCAAGAGUGAAUCGGGCAACACACUGCUUGGCUCUUCAUGCUUUGUGUCUGAGCUCAGUGGCUCUGCAGUCACCCAGCAGUGCGAGGCUCAGACUGUGACCUUGGGAGGAAAGCGGAUCAUGGUGGUGGACACUCCAGGACUGACUGCAGAAAUGGACUCAAACACAGCUAAGAAGAAACUGCUCCAGUGCCUCCAGCUCUCAGACCCAGGGCCUCAUGUCUUUCUUCUGGUGAUCCCCCUGGGCCGAUUCACCCAGGAGGAGAGAGACACUGUAGAGAGAGUGAAAGAAGUGUUUGGGAAGAAGCUCUACAUGUUCACCAUUAUCCUCUUCACUUUUAAAGAAAAUAAUACCUCCAUUGAGGAGUAUAUCAGGACUGCUGGGGACAGUCUUCAGCAGCUGGUUCAGAAGUGUGGCAGUAGGUACCACUCCUUCAGUGAAAACCCUGGUAAAAAGGACCAAGAGGAACUUAUAGCAAAGAUAGACAAACUAGUAGCAGCCAAUGGUGGUAGAUGGUACACCAACACAGAGGACGAGAUGGAAGAUCUUGAAAUAAGACUGAAGCAUCAACAUUUAGGUGGGGGAAGCUUGACCUCCAAAACGAGUGUCUCUGAAAAACUUGGCAGUCUGGUUCACAGUAAGAGACCAGACUCUCCUGAGCCCAGCUGUGUGUCUAUGAAGAGUGAUGCUUCAAUGGAGAAACCCAUACACUUCAAACAGGGAGAGUCUUCACCUGAACUGAGAGCCCAAAAGGAGAGAGCAAAGAUCACCAUGACACGUCUGGAGUCCAUAUUCCAGGAACUGGAGCACAAACUCAUCUCUCUGGUGAAGAAUCAGCUGAAGAGGUUCAAGAAGGUACUGAGUCCAGAUUUCCCAGCAUGCUCUGAGAGGGAGGUGGAGGGUGAGGUGGAUCAGAGUGUCAGACAAGGAACACAGCAGAUCGCACUGCACGUCCUGAGGAACAUGAACCAGACAGACCUCGCCAACACACUACAAACCAAACUGGCUCCUGCUUGUCAUCAAAACCUCAAAUCUACAUUGAAAAAGAAAUUCCAGAGAAUUAAUGAAGGAAUCUCAUAUCAUGGAGGCUCAACACUUCUGAAUGAGAUCUACACAGAGCUCUACAUCACAGAAGGGGGGAGUGGAGAGAUCAAUAAUGAACAUGAGGUGAGACAGAUUGAAACAGCGUCCAGGAGACCAGCAGCACAGGAGAGACCCAUCAACUGCAGUGACCUCUUUAAAGACACAGCCGUCAGAACUGUACUGACUAAUGGAGUUGCUGGAAUUGGGAAAACAGUCUCAGUGCAGAAGUUCAUUCUGGACUGGGCUGAAGGAAAAGCAAAUCAGGACAUCCUCUUCAUAUUUCCACUUCCUUUUAGGGAGCUGAAUUCAGUGAAGAGUAGAAAACUCAGUCUGGUUGAUCUUCUUCGUCUCUUUUUCACAGACAUAAAAAAGUUAAACCCAUCAGAUUAUUAUCAGUACAAAGUCUUGUUCAUCUUUGAUGGUCUGGAUGAAAGUCGACUUCCUCUAGAUUUCCAGAACAAUGAGAGCUUGUCUGAUGUAACACAGUCAGCCUCAGUGGAUGAGCUGCUGACAAACCUCAUCAAAGGGAAUCUUCUUCCCUCUGCUCUUCUCUGGAUCACCUCUCGACCAGCAGCAUGUGGUCAGAUCCUGCUUGAGUGUGUUGACCAGGUAACAGAGGUACGAGGAUUCAAUGACCCUCAGAAAGAGGAAUACUUCAGGAAGAGGGUCAGUGACCAGAGUCUGGCCAACAGAGUCAUCACACAUAUGAAGUCAUCAAGAAGCCUCUACAUCAUGUGCCACAUACCGGUCUUCUGUUGGAUUGCAGCCACUGUUCUGGAGAGGAUGCUGGGUGAAGCAGAGAGUGGAGAGAUCCCCAAGACUCUGACUCAAAUGUUCACACACUUCCUGAUCUUUCAGAUCAAACACAAAGACCAAAAGUACCAUGGAAAAUGUGACCCUGAUCCUCGGCAGACUAGAGAGAUUAUUCUGGCUCUGGGAAAACUGGCUUUCCAACAGCUGGAAAAAGGCAACCUGAUCUUCUAUGAGGAAGACCUGAGAGAGUGUGGCAUUGAUGUCAGAGAAGUGUCAGUGUACUCAGGAGUCUGCACUCAGAUCUUCAGAGAGGAGUUUGGGAAGCGUCUGGGUAAAGUUUACUGCUUUGUCCAUCUGAGUGUUCAGGAGUUUCUGGCUGCUUUGUUUGCAUUUUUCUCCUUUAUUUCUCAGAACAGAAAUGUGCUGAAACAACAAACACAUUCAGAAUCAACAGUGACUGAUUUUCUCAAGAGUGCAGUGGACAGAGCUUUACAGAGUGAGAAUGGACACCUGGACCUUUUUCUCCGUUUCCUUCUGGGUCUCUCACUGGAGUCCAAUCAGACUCUCUUACGAGGUCUACUGACUCAUACAGGAAGCACUUCUAACUGCAGAGAGGAAACAGUUGAGUACAUCAAGGAGAAGCUCAGGGAGAAUCUCUCUCCAGUGAAAUACAUCAAUCUGUUCCACUGUCUGAAUGAACUGAAUGACCACUCUCUAGUGCAGGAAGUCCAGACAUACCUGAACAGAGGAAACUAUCCCUGUCUAUCUGGAGUCCCCCUCUCUCCUGUUCAGUGGUCAGCUCUGGUGUUUGUGUUGUUGAACUCAGAGGAAGAGCUGGAUGAGUUUAAUCUGAGAAAAUAUGACCCAUCAGAUGAAUGUCUUCUGAGGCUUCUGCCAGUCGUUACAGCAUCCAGAAAAGCUGAGUGAGUAUUUUCAUUAUUACACAUUUUACUGCACUGUUUAUUUUAAGAGUGAUUUUAGUCAUAAAGUUUUCCAUGAUUUUAGUGGAAUGAAAUCCAGAAAACCCCUGUCCUGAUUAACAAGCCCUUACUGAGUUAAAGUGGAUGUGUUGGUGCAGGAAAUCACUACAAUGUGCAGGGUUGGGAUGUAAAAGUAUACAAGUAGAAAGAAAUGAGGUGUCUGAGUUCAGUCCAAGUUACAUUUUGAACAGGCAACAUUCAGGACACAGUUACCUUUUUAAACUUUUAAGAUUUUAUGGAUACCAACUAAAUAAAAAAAACAUAAAAUUUUUAAAAAUAACACCAUUAAUACUUGUUUGUUGACCUCAAU
Messenger RNA from Colossoma macropomum (tambaqui), 3393 nucleotides. Its product is annotated as NLR family CARD domain-containing protein 3-like. The record is from RefSeq and is a predicted model, not a curated record. Gene Ontology annotation, molecular function: GTP binding. Bases 208 to 3030 code for a protein of 940 amino acids. The transcript is spliced from 7 exons. Lineage: Eukaryota; Metazoa; Chordata; Actinopteri; Characiformes; Serrasalmidae.